This is a messenger RNA of Dimorphilus gyrociliatus, 1202 nucleotides long. Lineage: Eukaryota; Metazoa; Annelida; Polychaeta; Dinophilidae. The record is from the annotation of a GenBank genome assembly.
AUUUCGUUUCGUAUUGCAAAUUGAGAAUUAUGUCGUCGUUAUCCAGUAGGAAAUCAAGUAAAAAGUUCUACGUUCAGUACCUAGGAUGGAUGGAAUCCUCCGGAUUAUGGGGAAGGGAGUUUACGGAGCCAAUCGUACGAGAAUUAGUUUUGAGACGGCAUAAUGAUGAGCUACCGAAAUUAACGAUUGAUAUAUCUAAGAAGGAAGUGAAAAUUAUUCAGAUGGGAGAUAAGAAGAAGAUCAAAUACCCGUUUCAACCAUCUAAAGACGUCACUUACGCUACACAAGCUCUCUCUCCCGAUGAAGAUGUUGUCGCCUGCAUUUUCCUUGGAUAUAAUCCCAACACAAAAAGGGCGGUUCAUGUUCACGCUUAUCGCUGUGAUUCGGCCGACACUGCUCAAGCUCUUGUCGACACCUUCAAUUCGCUCUGCGUGCAAUUAGAGGAGAACGAGAAGAGAGUAAGGCGAAUCGAAGAGGAAUUGGUCAGCAUGGGUAAAAUUAUGGCAAGAGCUUCAACAAAUAUCAGGCAGAGAAAAACUCCCACCAUUGCCUCCGACGACGUUAGCUCUGUUACUAGCGCAAGAACUCACGAAACUUUGGAAUCGAACGAAGAGUACAAGCCUGUUUCUCAGGUUUCCUACAUACAGGACAAAGUCAUUGCCGAUCCCAAUGUUAUGGACGAGGAGUUGCCCUAUCAUCGAUUGGCUGCCGAGCUGCGAGAAAAGUUGGGAAGUAAGCAAAGACCCGCUCAAAAAACAGGACCGCUCGUCUAUCCGCCAAAAGAUUACGACUUGUCGGCAGACGACGAUGAUGACGACGAUGACGAGUAUGGACCGCAAAAUUCGAACGAAAACGACGAAGGUAGGCAAUCGUCCACCUACUCAGAUCGUUCAUCUAGUCAGGAUGGAGGAAGGGAAGUGGAAAAAUCGAAAGAUAAAGCGGCAGCAAAAGUCCUACCUCUAUUUACUAAUCAAGCUAGAUUAGUGUUCUCGAACGAAGAUUUAACUGCAGAACAAUCAAAAAACUAUAAACGAGAAGAAAUGACCCCAAAAUUUCGAAAAGUUGCCAGCCCUACAAAUCAUAAGGAUUUCAACCAACCCUUCAACCGACGCUAUAGUCCUAGCGCUUUAGGACUUAAACCACGAUCUAACGGUAAAGCCGAGAAAAAGCACCAGAAGAAUCAUUGGUCGUUCGAUAGAUAA